AUGGCCGCCCUGUCCCUCCGCGCGGCGGCUCUCGCGGCCCUGCUGCCGCUGCUCGCGACAGCCGAGCUGGCGCUGCGCCUCAAGGCGAGGGGCGGCGGCGACAGUCGGCUCGGGGUGAUGAACCGGCACGGCGUCACGAAGUAUGCCAGCGAGGAAUUGCAGAGGGUCCGCUCCGCGAAGUUCUACUGGCCUGACUCCGCCAACCGCGACCGCUACGACUUCAACGGCGCUAAAGACUUCACCGAGAGCAUAUCCUGGGGCUGGCACCACCCGAACGGCGUCUACAACACUAUCCCAGUGGGCGCCCCCCUCAUCGACGGCGACCAGAACAUCUACCUCGGCUCGGACGACGCCAUCUCGGACGGGGCCAGGAUGAAGCUCGCUGCCGCGCCCACCCUGCUCGAGGCCACCGCCGGCGACGCGGGCCGUGGGGGCGUGGCCUUCUCCAAGGACCUGGAGGCCCAGCUGGAGGACAUACUGUCGCCGUCGCUGGCUGAGCUGACGCCCGGCGGCGUAGCCCUUGGGCAGUUCACGGAGCUCCGGGUCGGGGACCAGGUCAAGGUGAAGGCUGGGGUGGGGUACCACGCGGGCGGCAAGGAGUACUACAAGGCAGGCGAUCUGGGCCAGAUCGAGAAAGUCGACGUCGUCGGCGGCGAGCGGAUGGCGACGAUCCGCUGGCAGCGCAGCGGCCACCGCAGCGUCGCGGGGCUCCCCGCACUGAGCAAGAGGUUCGUGCACAUCCAGGCAGCGAGGAAGUCUGCGCCGGCCAUGCUGGUGGGCAGCACCACCUCCGGCUAUGUGUUCGCUCUGGAGCUGGAGUCUGGAGACGAGCUGUGGGCGACCCAGGCCUCGGACCAGAUCGCCGGUGUCAAGGGCGCGGUCUCUGGCAAGGACGGGAUCGUGGUGGUCGCGACCAACCGCUGCAAGGACCACCUCUGCUACCGCUACCGCAACUCUACCAACCCCCUGACUCCGGGCAACAAGAUCGUGCGGGGCUUCAGCGCCUCGGACGGCAGCUCCGUGUGGGAGUAUGCGACUUUCUCCCCGGUGUGGAACUUUGUACCUCAGUACCACACGAGCGACGGGACCGUGAUGUUCAGCGAUCAGGAGGGCAACACGUACUGCCUGGACCUGCAGUCCGGGUCGGAGAAGUGGAUGCACCAGGGGGCCAUGGGCACCUACGCCCAGUCCAACGCCGUGUACGACCCCACCACGAACCUCAUCUUUGCCAUGGGCGUGCAGGCGUACGAGAGCAAGUACUGCAACCCGUUCCCGGCCCCGGGCGUCCUGCCUCUCUGCGGGACGUGGCCAGGCUCGCCGGGCUGGGUGCGCGCGCUCAACGCGAGCUCCGGCCACGCGCGCUGGGAGCUCGAGACCCCAGAGCCCCCGUCCAGCGCCGCCGUCGGCAUGUUGAACACACCUGGCACCUCGCUCACACGCUCGCGCCGUGCACCCACGGUGGCGCACAACUCCCCCUCCAAGAUCUGGGCCGUCGACCCGCCCAACGGCCACAUCCGCUGGACGAAGGCGGGCCCCACGCUCUGGGCGGGCAUGUGCGCCGGGGACCUGGAGGGCGGCGACAUCCGCAGGGCCAUGGGCGGUCGCGCGGCGUGCGCUCCGGGCGCCUGGUCCGCUCCCGCAAUCGACCAGCACGGUGACGUCUACAUCGGCAGCCAGGUGGGGGAGCUCCAGAGGUGGGGGACGGAGAACAGCGGGGGGGCCAGGGACGUCAGGCUGCUCUCGACGCUCAACACGGGGGUGGCCUUCCAGGACCAGGCCGUUGCGUUCGCCACGGGCAUCAUGGCUGUGUCAACGUGCACGUCGCUCCUAGUCUUCCAGACUUACAGCGACCAGCCCACGAUUCCAGACAACGUGACGAUGAAGACCGAGUGGUAUUAG
Prorocentrum cordatum is the source of this 1899-nucleotide messenger RNA. NCBI's taxonomy places the organism in Eukaryota, Dinophyceae, Prorocentrales, Prorocentraceae. The record is from the annotation of a GenBank genome assembly.